Molecule: messenger RNA, 2217 nt
Organism: Moesziomyces aphidis
Lineage: Eukaryota; Fungi; Basidiomycota; Ustilaginomycetes; Ustilaginales; Ustilaginaceae
Source: the annotation of a GenBank genome assembly
AUGAGCCGCUCUCCGACCCGGCGUCGCUCCGGCGAAAUCGCGCCUGCCGUCGACAAGGUCAACCCCACCGAGACUCGCAGCAUCACCUUCGAGUGGCCUUUGCAUGACCUCAAGGAGCACUUUGACUCUUCCAAGUCCGACACAAAGUCCAAGGUGAUCAGAUCCGUCCCUUUUGGUGGUGGCAGAUGGACCGUCUUCUUCUAUGCGCAGUCGGGCCUCCAGCAGUUCUGCUCGCUCUACCUCAAUGCCGAGCCGCUGCCCGAAGAACGCAACUGCAACAAGUCGCCCUGGGAGACUCUCCUCUCCUCCAACAGCCCCGACCGUUCCCACACCUCGCACCAGGACAAGGCCGUAGCUAGUCGUAACGAUGGCUGGUCUCGUCAAGGCCUCUUCCGCUUCACCUUCAAGAUCCUCACGCUCAACACUGGCGCCGUCUUGGCAACCAAAGAGGCGUGCGAUCACGCCUUCAGCCACAAGACUUCCAACUGGGGAUGGGCUCAAUUCUCCUCGCGCGACACCGUCUUCUACAACAAUGCAGAGGUCCAGCAGUCCAACGCCUUCCUCAUCUCGGUCACCAUCACCGCCAAUCCUGAACGCCCUCGCCCGCUCACCGUGGGUGUGUCGGUGCCACCGGCGCUCGUCGAGGCCAUGGGCUCGCUCCUCGACGAUCCUGAUCACAGCGACGUCGUCUUUGUCAUCCGUCGCAAGCGGCGCCAUCCCGCCACGGGCGUCAUCGUCACGCGCGAGCGUCGCAUCUACGCCAUCAAAAAGAUCCUCGCCUCUCGCUGCGAGUACUUUCGAGACAUGUUCGACAGCGGCUUCCUCGAGGCAGACGCCACCGCCAGCUCUUCCGACGACGAGAUGCAAGACCAGCCCACUUUCGCUCCGCCAUCGUCCCGAGGCCUCGGCCAAGACCAGCUGGGCCGCCCGAUCGGCGCUCUCGCCUCUUUCAGCGACGAGGACGACGACGACCUGGCGCUCGAGGAUUCGGACGAGGAACUGGAUGCAGACGAGGUGUACGAGAUGGGCACCUGGAACUUGCACGAAGACGCCAGGCGUGACGACAUUCUGAUGGCACGCCAAGGAACGGCCCUUCCUCCCGCCAGCAGCAAUGACACUUCGGCUUCGCGUCAUCAGCGCGAAACAAGCUCGGACGUACCGCAGGUGUGGCCGACGUCGGCUGCCACAGUCGCGCCAACACCGUUUAUGCCGUCCAGGAAACAGCCGUCUCAGCAGAACACGCCUCCCCAAUCGCGCAGCCGACAGAACCACGAUCAGGACGCCGGUACGGAUAGCGGAGAAGACGCAGCUCGCGCUCCGGGCAUGUCGGCCUUCCAGACGCCUCAGCACUCUCCACGAGAGCUGAGAAACGAUGGCGCUACAGACCUAUCGCAGUUACGAGAUGCGCUCCCUGCUCGUGCCAAGCUUGCUGCUCAGCCGGCUUCGAGAGUGCCUCAACGUCGCAGAUCGGACGAGUCGACGGGGGCAAGCGCACCGACAGGCAAGAAGAGGCGCAAGGUGGUUGUUCGCGACGCUGCCUACGCGACGUACAAGGCGCUGCUCUACUACCUCUACACCGAUACCGUCGCAUUUGCGCCUCUGCACUCGCAUUUCUACGCGCAGUCUGCCGCGUCGACAGAGGACGUGGAUGUUCCCGACGACACAUUAGACUCGUUCGGCGCACCUCUGAACAAGCCCGACCGGGCCAGCAGUGCGUCGGACGCUUGCGCCAGCUCCGAGAGCGGCGAUGUGUCGUCGCGCGCACCAUCGACAGCGACGGGCAACAGCUUUGCCAAGGACCGCCGUCGCGCACACGUGCUUCGCCAGCAGGUGAUUGACGAGUACUGCUCGACGCACGUCCACGUCCCCGCACCUUGCUCGGCAAAGUCGAUGUACCGGCUGGCAGACAAGCUGCAGAUCCCCGAGCUCAAGGAUCGCGCACAGAAGGAGCUCGCCAAGAACCUGUCGGUGGACAACAUCGUGUGGGAGGCCUUCUCGGGCUUCAACUCGCAGUUCCCCGCCAUCCGAAAGAUGGAGACCGACUUCCUGCUCAAGCACUGGUCCGAGGUCAAGGGCACCGAGGUGAUGAAGAGCAUCUUUGCCCGACCCACCGCGCAUCCAGGUCUCGCCGAUGUCUGGCCGCACCUGCUCAGCCAGCUCGAGUUCCGCGGCGGCAGCAGCGGCGGCAAGAACGACGACAAGUCGCCCCGUCCCUGA